GGAGGGAGGGAGAGAGAGAGAGAGAGAGAGAGAGGGAAAUUAAUCAGAAGUCAGAUGCCAGCCUCCUCCAACGCCAAGAGCUUAAGCUCUAUUUUCCGCGGCGCCAUCAAAUCCAAACCCCCCGCCAUACCUCUAUCCUCCCCCGCCGAGGACGCCACCCUCAAGCACUUCGUCUCCACCCUUGACCCCAUUUCUCAGCGCUUCACCGCCUCCAACAAGCCACCCUCCGACCUCAACGCUCCUUCUGCGCUCGCCGCCUUGAAUUUGGACUCGCCUUCCUCUCCCGAAGAUUCGCCGAACGGACUGCCUCAGGAUAUAUUUUCGAUAUUAGACGGCGGUACUUCUGCAAAUUCUCUUGAUAUCCAGGGAACAGAAGGUGAGACAUUUAAGGAAAAUACAUUGCUCUUACCAUUUUAUCCUGAGGUAUCUCAUGGUGCAAUAUCAUUACGUCGCAAAGAAGUCACUCGUGAAAGGAAGCAAAAGUGGACUUUCGGUAGCGGUCAGGUUAAUCGUUUUGGUCGGUUAGUUGACAUGUGUGCCAACAAGCUAGGGACACACACCACUCUUCAGGUUUUUGGUAAAUUGGGACGAGAAACUGGCGUGAAAGAAUAUAAUUCAUUGAUUAAAAUUUGCAUAGAGAGGGCUAGGAGUAGUACGGAUGAAGAUGUUGGAGUAGAACAGUUUCACAUGGCUUAUCGAAUUUUUAAAGCAAUGAAGGAACAGGGUUUUCCGCUGGAGGAAGAAACGUAUGGCCAAUUACUUGCAUAUCUAAUUGACAUGGGUAUGAUAAAGGAAUUUCAAUAUUUCUGUGGAGUUAUCAAAGCUGGAAACCCUAGUUCAGUUGGCAGAUUAGGAUACUACGAGAUGCUGUUAUGGAUCAGUGUCGACGAUGAGGAAAAAAUUCAAGAGCUCUCUAAUUACAUUGUAAGUGAUGAUGCAGGAAAGGAGUCCAAUUUACAAGAGAAUUAUCUUUUGGCACUUUGUGAAAGUGACCGGACAAAGGAGAUAUUGCAGCUGUUGGAAAGGAUGGACGUAACCAAAAUCUCAUCUCUGCCUUUUGUGGAUAGUAUCUUUAGAUGCUUAGGAAGGCAACUACUGAAUUCCUUCGCAGAGAAGUUUCUUCUGGAAUUUAAAGCCUGUGACUCUGCUGCAGAGAAGAUUACAAGCUUCAUCUACAGUUAUGUUGUUGGCAUUCCAAAUUUAGCGGUUGAGGAUGUCAUUUCAGAAUUCAAAAAAUGGCACAAGAAAUUGGAGGUGACACCUUCCUCUGCGUCAUAUGAGAAGCUUAUCAUGUACUGUUGUGAUUCACUUAAGGUGCAUGUUGCUCUUGAACUGGUUAAUGAGAUGUGUGAACUGGGGUUGACCUUUUCGAUUGAGGCAGUACACCCCAUUUUACGUGCUAGUGACGAGAGCUGUGAUUUUAAUUUGGUGCACAAAAUCUAUUCAUUGAUUUACCAGUACAAAUUAGAGCCAAACUGCGAAACUUUCAGGUGUAUGAUAAGUUUGUACGUGAAAAUGAAGGAUUAUGAAGGUGCUUAUAGCUUGUUGAGAGACGUGGAGGAAAUGAAUUUGACACCCACUACUAACAUGUACAAUGCUAUAAUGGGCGGAUUUUUCCGAGAGAAGAACAUUUAUGGUGGGUUGAGGGUUCUCCAACAAAUGAAAGCAGCAAAUGUCAAACCAGAUUCCGGGACAUUCAGCUAUCUAAUUACCAACUGUAACUCUGAGAAGGAUAUUAACAAGUAUUAUGAAGAAAUGAAGCAGUCUGGAAUUCAAUUUACCAAGCAAAUUUUCAUGGCACUAAUACAUGCAUAUGCAGCUUGUGGGCAGUUUGAAAAGGCCAAACAGGUACUCUUGGAUAAUGGGAUUCCAGUAAAGAGCUUGAAUGAAAUUAAAAGCGUGCUUAUCCACACCCUCGCAUCACGUGGGCAAUUGUGUGAUGCAUUUAAUAUAUAUGAAGAGAUGAAGCAAGCUGGAUGCAGUGUAGAGCCGAAAGCUGUUAUAAGUCUUAUUGAGCACUCUCAAUCUGAUGAAGAAUUCAGCAAAUUAUGCUCUCUACUUGAUGAAUUAGAUGAUCCAGACUACUGGCUUGAGGGUUGCGUGAGAACUAUCUCACAUUGUGUUCGGAACAAGCAUUUAAGAUCUGCCGUCAGUUUGAUCAAGCAGUUCAGGGAUAAAAUCUGUACUGACGAAUUAGCUCUAGAUGUAAUUUUUGAUCAGGUAUUUUCCUUAAUUGCAGAGUUAGAGCCUACAUAUUUGCAGUUGGGAUUGGACUUGCUUCAUGCUAUGAAGAAUGAGCUUGGCAUCACACCUUCACGAAAAUGUCUUGAUUUUCUUCUCCACGCUUGUGGUAAUGCCAAAGAUCUGAAAAAUGCCCGACUAAUUUGGAAAGAAUACGAAGCUACUGGCCUGCCUUACAACACUUUAAGUUUUUUAAGGAUGUAUCAAGCCCUUUUGGCUGGAGGGGACCGCAAGGCUGCGAGAACUUUGCGUGGUAAAAUGCCUAAAGAUGAUCCUCAUGUUCGCUAUAUCAUUCAAGCAUGUAAAACAGCAUACUCAGAACCGAAGAGUAGAAAGAAAAAGAAGAAAUAAGAUGGAUGAAUGCAUCCUUGACAUAUGUAACCACUGUUGCCCCUGGUAGAACGGCCCAAGGUGAGAUAAAAAGUUCCAUUGGGGACGCUAUCAGCGGUGUGUAAACACAUUGAGCCGUGUGCUGGGAUAAUUCUCACUUGUGUAACUUGUAUAUAUUCGUUCAAUGUUAUUCAAUUUACACUGGUUCCU
Molecule: messenger RNA, 2781 nt
Organism: Pyrus x bretschneideri (Chinese white pear)
Lineage: Eukaryota; Viridiplantae; Streptophyta; Magnoliopsida; Rosales; Rosaceae
Product: pentatricopeptide repeat-containing protein At4g04790, mitochondrial
Exons: 16
Coding region: 55-2592 (845 amino acids)
Molecular function (GO): protein binding
Source: RefSeq, a predicted model, not a curated record